AUGUCUUCAACAACCAGACAGCAAGUGUAUCAUUAUCAACCGCCCACCCCCAAUCAGAUCAGAGCCGCUCAGAUACUUAUCCACAAGUAUGAAAGCGAGGUCCACGAAUAUGCAGCUCGCAUCAAAGAUCUUCAAAGCUACCUAAGCGAGUCGACGGAUGCCGCCGUCAAACAAGAUUUUCAAGUCAUGAUAAACGAUCUAUUCUCAGAGAGGGAGGAGAGAAAGAAAUUACUCGAUGAGCAGAAGAACCUGAUUGCUCCCAUUCGACUCUUACCCGCUGAAUUACUUCUCCUGAUAUUUGAACAUCAUGUUCAUUAUAACGAUCAGUCCCUAUGGACAAUACUGGCCGUUUGUCGCUCCUGGAGAUAUAUUGGAAUGGGAGCCCCAAGAAUUUGGAACAAGCUAGAAGUCGCUUUGGGUCUUAUGGAGACCUCAAACUCGAAGGCUCUGCGCUUUGAAAGCUUCUCCUCUAAUGGGAUCAUUUGUUCGAAUUUGGAUAUGCUAGAGAUGGUCCUUGUUCGAUCUGGAGUUAUACCUGUUUAUGUUACCAUCUCGAUAGGAUCAAAUGCUGUUGAUCUAACGAUGCUGCAGCUG
Acaulospora colombiana is the source of this 594-nucleotide messenger RNA. Lineage: Eukaryota; Fungi; Glomeromycota; Glomeromycetes; Diversisporales; Acaulosporaceae. The record is from the annotation of a GenBank genome assembly.